GCGCACCCGGCGCCAUUUCGACGCUGCACCGGCCGCGCCCGGCGCCCUUUGGCGGUUGCGCCACCUGCGGCCCCGGCUGCCGCUGUCAGUCGGGUCCCAACAUGGCGGCUGCGGCAACUGGGGCGGCCGCGGGCUGCAGGGCCGGCUGGGGCAGAUGGAAAUGCUGAUGACCGUCCGGAGACUCGCCUCCAUCUGUACCAUGGGCGCCAAUGCCUCUGCUUUGGAGAAAGAGAUUGGUCCGGAACAGUUUCCUGUGAAUGAACAUUAUUUUGGCUUGGUCAAUUUUGGCAAUACCUGCUACUGCAACUCAGUCCUACAGGCACUUUAUUUUUGUCGUCCGUUUCGGGAAAAAGUUUUGGCAUACAAGGUCCAGCCCCGGAAGAAGGAAAGCCUACUUACGUGCCUCUCCGAUCUCUUCAAUAGCAUUGCCACGCAAAAGAAGAAGGUGGGGGUCAUCCCUCCCAAGAAAUUUAUUUCUCGAUUGAGGAAAGAAAAUGAGUUGUUCGAUAAUUAUAUGCAGCAAGAUGCACAUGAAUUCCUAAACUACUUACUAAACACUAUUGCUGACUUGCUCCAAGAAGAGAAAAAGCAAGAGAAACAGAAUGGCAAACUCCAGAAUGGCAGCAUUGAGAGUGAAGAAGGGGAAAAGACUGAUCUCACGUGGGUCCAUGAAAUCUUCCAAGGAACACUAACUAAUGAAACCAGAUGUCUUAACUGUGAAGCUGUUAGUAGCAAAGAUGAGGACUUUCUGGACCUUUCGGUUGAUGUGGAACAAAAUACAUCAAUUACUCACUGCCUAAGGGGGUUCAGUAAUACUGAGACUCUAUGCAGUGAAUACAAAUACUACUGUGAGCAGUGUCGCAGUAAACAGGAAGCACAGAAAAGAAUGAGAGUGAAAAAGUUGCCCAUGAUUCUAGCUCUGCACUUAAAGAGGUUCAAAUACAUGGACCAGCUGCAUCGAUAUACCAAACUCUCCUACCGUGUAGUCUUUCCCUUAGAGCUUCGGCUUUUUAACACUUCAGGCGAUGCUACAAACCCAGACAGAAUGUACGACCUUGUGGCUGUAGUUGUUCACUGUGGCAGUGGUCCAAACCGUGGACAUUAUAUCACCAUUGUGAAGAGUCAUGGCUUUUGGUUGCUGUUUGAUGAUGACAUUGUGGAGAAGAUCGAUGCCCAGGCCAUUGAAGAAUUCUAUGGGUUAACAUCAGACAUUUCCAAAAACUCAGAAUCUGGAUAUAUCCUCUUCUACCAGUCAAGAGACUAAGAUGAAAAUGAUAAAUGUGUACAAAUAAAAAAGGGAUCAAGGUUAUGUCCAAAUAGGACAUCAUGGCGACAGCAGAAACAAUUCCUCAUCGUUGCUGUAGGAUCAUGAGAGAUCCAGCAGGGAGAAGAAAGGUUUACCUCGGCCAUUUCUUGGAGGAUUAGUGCUGACUGCCAUAACAAGCAGAGCUUUUGCUCCACUUUUCUUUCUAGGCUUUUUUUACGUGCUAUCUUCCAAAAUCUGUGUUACCUCGACUUGAAACCGGGCUGCUUAUUUUGUUUGAGAACUGAAGAAAGGUUUUUAAAGUAGCAUCGUAGAAUUCUUUUUUUCCAUUCAAUGUUGGCCUGAAGCCAUACUUUGGUUUCUAUCAUCAUCGUUUUUCUGUAUUUUAGCAGAAUGAUUUCAAUAUUCAGUGUUAGCUGAAGACAUAUUUUAGAAUAUGUGCUGCAGCUGAUUGCUGGAUAUUUUUGGUGACUCAGACAUGAGAAACAGUACAAUGCUAAGACAUAUGAGAAAUACUGAGUGUGUAAUUUUUAAACACUUAGAUAAGAGAUCUCUGCAGCACUGUAAAUUCCUCAGUAUGUAUCAUUUUGGUUUUAGAUAACACUAAUAGCACCCUGUUUUAUAUAUUUUUAAUUCCUUCCUGCAGAAGAUGUAAAUGUUUUUUCCAUAUUCAGACUAAUCUUAUUGUACUUUUUACUUUUUUUAAAGUGGAAGUUUGUGAAUUAAAGCCACAUUGCUGCAGAUUAAACAGGAGAAAAACAACAAACAAAAACCGGUCCAACUUUUAAAAGUGCAUGUCUGGCAGCCAGUUGUAGAAAGUUUAACAUUGCAGUAUUUCUUGGAGCUAUGACACAAGCCAAAAGUGCCCUCUUCUGAAACAGCUGUUCAGCAUUUCAUUCAGUGUAUAGUAAACUGAAGCAACUGGGAUGGGAUCUAUGCUAAUAGACUGAAGCAGCACUAAUUGUGAAGGGUUAACCAAGGGAAGCAUUUAUUGACAUAACUAAUCCAGUUGUUCUUAGUCUUUUGAAAUAAUGGAUGUUUAAGGAAGGAAAAAAAAGAUAUACCCACAUUUCCUUGCCAAGUGUUCCCUCCUCAUCUGUUGUUAAUGUUAGUUGUGACAUGGGAAUCAUUGCCCCUGAAAAUGCUCUCUGGUUUGUUGUGUUUCUAUAGACCUUGCUUAACAGGGGGAAAGUACAUUAGUCUUAUGAAGACUGACUUGAGGUAAUAUUCUGUUAUGUGUCUGUGUAUAUGUGUUAUAAUCUCAAGGAUAACUAGACAGAAAAGAUUAAAUGGAAUUUAUAAGAGAUCUCUGAAAACCUUAUGUAACUUCUUUUCUUUUCUGUUAACUGUGCCAAAGCUUGUCACAGCUGGCUCUAAACCAUGAGUAGAAACUGAUAUUUUCCUUUCUUCAUCUUGUUAGGUAACAUAAAAGCUGUCUUCAACCUUGUUGGUCCUGGUACAGACAUCUGUAGUACGUACCUGUGAUUGUUAUUCAUUGAGGACAUUUAACUUAUGCAAUCUGUGGCUUGUACAGGAUUUAAAAUAUUUUACCAAAAUACUGUCCUCAUGAUGACAACACAUCAGAUGCACACCAUUAUUUUUGAUGGCUGUACUCCUUCUCUGUUCCCUUUUGCAACCAGAAACAUCUUGCUAGCCAUGAAUUCCUCUCUUCAAAGUGAAAAUUAGUAAACCAUGUUGUACUCCAACUGAGGACAAGUUCCAUUCUCUCCGCACGCCUCCUCCCGAAGAUAAAGUGUAGACAUCUGACUGAUGAUUUUUAGUAUGAGAAGUCAUGUCACUUUCAGAAGCAUUAUCCGUGACAGCAGAACCUUCUUGUCUUUUUGUCCCUACCUGUGUGAAGAUUGCUCUUGGUUGGGAAUCUUCUCCCCUUGUUGACACACAAACCCAGCGCCCCCUUGUGGCGGCACUAACAGAAGUCUGUCAUUAGUGAAUCAAGCAAAAAAAAAAAAAAAAAAGAGAGCGCACUGAGUUUAAAAAAAAAAAAUCUCAACAGUAAAUACAAAAAAGUAACAUUAGGACAUUAGACAUGUAUUUUGUAUAUCUGGCGAUACAUUUUUACAAAUAAAAUACCUGAUUGAGAGAGAAUAUUGAAAGAUAUAUACUAUAGAUUAAAAAGACCUGUUAAAAGUGCACUUUUGCUACAGAUUUAUAAGGAAACUAAAUGGGAUUAAAUUGGAAGAAAAUGGUGUGAUGUAAUUCUGUAUAAUAAAUGACCCCAGCUGUCUCCAAUAAAAGUAAUGUAUGGUCAAAUGCACAA
This is a messenger RNA of Alligator mississippiensis (American alligator), 3542 nucleotides long. Its product is annotated as ubiquitin carboxyl-terminal hydrolase 12. NCBI's taxonomy places the organism in Eukaryota, Metazoa, Chordata, Crocodylia, Alligatoridae. Gene Ontology annotation, molecular function: cysteine-type deubiquitinase activity; cysteine-type endopeptidase activity. Gene Ontology annotation, cellular component: nucleus; cytosol. The transcript is spliced from 9 exons. Gene Ontology annotation, biological process: protein deubiquitination. The coding region runs from base 155 to 1264 and encodes 369 amino acids. The record is from RefSeq and is a predicted model, not a curated record.